Rosa rugosa (rugosa rose) is the source of this 1449-nucleotide messenger RNA. RefSeq names its product F-box/kelch-repeat protein At3g06240-like. NCBI's taxonomy places the organism in Eukaryota, Viridiplantae, Streptophyta, Magnoliopsida, Rosales, Rosaceae. The transcript is spliced from 3 exons. The coding region runs from base 1 to 1116 and encodes 371 amino acids. The record is from RefSeq and is a predicted model, not a curated record. Gene Ontology annotation, molecular function: protein binding.
AUGGCGGACGAACCGACAGAACUCCCAAACCUUCCGAUCGAGACCAUUCGCGAGAUUCUCACCUGGCUUCCGGUGAAGCCGUUAUGCAGAUUCAGGUGCGUAUCGAAGUCAUGGAAUUCCCUAACUUUUGAUCCCAAAUUUGUGAAAAUGCACUUUAACAAAGCCCUUGAGCACGACGAUGUACUCUACCAAAGACGAAGAGUCAUGGUCAGCGACUGUAAUUCCGGCAAGUUUUACUCUUUUAACUUAGAUGAGUUUCUCAAUCAUGAUCAUAUUUAUAAUGUUGGUGGUGGUGGUGGUGAGAAUCAUGAAUUGUUAGUCACUGAAGUCGAUAGAGUCGGAGAUGUUUCGGGUUGCUAUGUUUUUUACUCUAAUGCCUUGUUGUUGUUCCAGUCAAAUGAGAGGUUUUUCUUGUUUAACCCGGUAACCAGGGAAUCCAAGGUAGUACCUGAGUUUCCAAGACUUGGUCCAUGGAGUAGAAGUUUUGGGAAGCUAUACGGAUUUGGCUUUGAUCCAUCAACCCAAGAUUACAAGAUGGGAUAUCCCUAUCAAAGUUUCCACCAUGGUAUGCAGGGAAGACUGCUGAAUGGAGGUAUUCAUUGGUUGGUUUAUAGAGACUAUAGAGAUGCAUCAUCUAUGGUUCUGUUAUCUUUUGUUUUAGCAGAGGAGGAAGUGCGGGAGAUUCCACUUCCGCCUUGUUUCAGUAUCGAGGGGGAAGAUGUUUAUUUAAGUGUCUUCAGAGAAUGCCUGUGUAUGAUACUGGGGUAUAAUGAGGAGCUUUGGGUCAUGAAGGAAUAUGGAGUGAGAGAGUCUUGGACUAAAAUAAGGAUCUCCAUCCCGCCUUGUCAGUGGUUACACUCGGGGUUCAGGAAGAAAAAUUAUGAUCUACUGCUGUUGGAAGAUGCCGAAGACAAGUUGGUUCUGCUCAAUUUUGAUGAGGACACCUUUCGCAAUCUAUCAAUUCGUGGAGUUUCGCAAGUUAUAAUGCGGUCUACUUGGAGAGCCUUGUUUCACCCAAUUACUUUGGCGUCACUGAUUGACAACCUUGAGAAUGAGACAGAUGUAGAUAGCAGAGGGGGAUCUGUUUUCACUAGAGGAACUGAGCUUCAAAACUAAAGAAUUUGCUGGUUUAGCUAUAUUCAUGCACAGUUUUUUUCAUGAUUCUGUUCAUCUUACUAUGAUACAGUGACAGCUUGCUUGUCUCUGUGCACUUUCAGAAUUGCAAAAUUCUUUGUGGAUAUCCCAAGAUGGUAGUUUGGAGAAAUUUUUGGUGCUAUCCCUGAAUUAGAAAUAGGACUGGUGGAUUUGUUGUUCGCGGUGGACAAUUAGUGUGAUUGCAUGAGUUGCUUCUACUGUGUUUCUUGUUUUCAUGUUUGCUACCCUGAUUAAAUUUCAUGCUUAUUAUGUAUCACAAGCUUCAGUCUCUCAUGCAUAUGGAUGCACAAAUAA